This is a messenger RNA of Entamoeba invadens IP1, 597 nucleotides long. RefSeq lists its product as hypothetical. The transcript is spliced from 4 exons. The record is from RefSeq and is a predicted model, not a curated record. Lineage: Eukaryota; Evosea; Mastigamoebida; Endamoebidae. Gene Ontology annotation, molecular function: GTPase activity; GTP binding. The coding region runs from base 1 to 597 and encodes 198 amino acids.
AUGUCAAGCCGAGCUCAUUAUGACUUCUUAUUUAAAAUUCUUAUAAUUGGCGAGUCGGGUGUAGGGAAGACAGCUAUCAUGCAACGUCUAUGCGAGGACACAUACGACAAUGUCUAUAUAAGUACUGUUGGUGUUGAUUUCAAGCCGAAGAUAUUGACCAUCCGUGGUAAAACCGUCAAGAUGCAAAUUUCGGGACAAGAGCGUUUCAGAAACAUAACAGCGAGUUAUUACCGCAAUGCGCAAGGUGUGAUUAUCGUGUAUGACAUGAAUGACGUUGGAACUUUAGAGAAGGUUGACAGUUGGUUCAACGAAGUUAAAGAGCGCACUGGUGCGAAUCCGCCCGUCGUCUUUUUAGUCGGAAACAAGGCAGAUACUCCCAACCCAACAGUUAACAAGGAAAUGGUGAAAAACGUCGUAAGUAAGCUUGGAGGCAUUCGUGAGUUCACAUGCUCAGCUAAGGAAGGGACUGGGGUGACUGACAUAUUCAAUACUUUGGCGGAGACUAUGAUGUCAAAGUCCGACAAAGCUCCAACACCACAACCAGAUGAAACUACCAAUUUGACUCAAAACACUACCGAUAAAAAGGGCUGUUGCUGA